AGGGUUGAUUCCUAAUUCCUAUUUAUGCUGAUACUCCCUAAAUCGCAAUUUAACGCUAAUUAACCAAAAGGAAAGGCAAAAAGUAAAGUUAUAUAAUCUUUUUCAUUAUAAUCCCGCUCGUUACCAUUCUCCGAGGCAAAUCAAGAGAAGAGUCUCCUUUUUCAUCAUCCCCUGAGAGAAAAGAACAAAAUCAAAAACUUUUCCGGCCAUGGAUCCCGACGAUCCCACUUCCAUAAUCUUCAAAAAGAUCAGAACUUUAGAACCAGACAACGCCCCCAAACUCAUUGGCUACUUUCUAUUGCAAGACAUGGAACAAACCGAUUUGAUUCGUCUUGCUUUUGGUCCCGACACUCUCUUACAGACUUUCUGUCGUCAAGCCAAAUCCGUUUUAGGUCUUUCCUCAAACGGAAACCAUAUCUCGAGACCCCAUCACCACCAGCCAUUGUCUCAGUCUUCUCCAAGUAAUGGGUUCUUCGACUUCUCUAGAAACCCUAACCCUAACUUCGAUUCUAGCCCAUUUCGUGACGGCGAGGAGCAACAGUUAAGCAAUCGCUUGUCGUUUCCCGACGAAGAGGAUCCGUUUGCUAGUUUGCACAAGAGGAGUUUCUCUGCAGACGGCGAACCAGAGGAACCAGGGUUUGGAGUUGGAGGAGGAGGAGCCGGUUAUCGGUUUCCACAGACCGGUUUAGUUGAUUGGUUCGAUUCAUCUGGUGUUGAGAGUGGCUACGUUUGCUUACAGAGAGAGGGGAUGAUGAGGAUGAAGUUAGCUCAGCAACAGAGAAUGGCUCAGCUCAUGGCGCUAAGACAAGGAGAAGAAAGUGGUUACUAUUACAGUCCAAGUGGGCAUGAGAGAGAUGACUCAGUCUCUAGACAGAUCUACUUGACAUUUCCAUCUGAAAGCUCAUUCACUGAUGCAGACGUCUCCUCUUAUUUCAGUGACUUUGGAGCUGUGGAAGAUGUGAGGAUACCAUAUCAGCAGCAAAGGAUGUAUGGGUUUGUUACUUUCUCUAAUGCUGAAACUGUGAGGAUCGUAUUGGCUCGAGGCAACCCUCAUUUCAUCUGUGACUCACGUGUGCUUGUUAAACCGUACAAGGAGAAAGGAAAGAUCCUUCAAAACAAGUGGCAACAGCAGCAACUUCAGCAGCUGUUGGAGAGAGGGAACUACUCUCCUUCAAGUCCUUCUGAAAUGAAUCUCUAUGAAUGUCACCUGGGUCCAAGGAUGUUUUCAAGGAACACACAAGAGAUUAUGAGAAGGAAAGCUGAUGCACAACAUGCCAUUGAAGUAGAACUCCAAAGAAGAAGGUUCUUGGCUCUGCAAUUGCCUGGGAGGGAGAAUGAGUCUGUUCAUCAUCUCCAGCGUAGUCUUUCUAUCGGCUCUCCUUCUCAUCUCCCACCUCGGUUCAACCAUAGUCUUCUCUUUCAACCAGAAAGCAGCAUGGAAGAAACCACAGAAGGUGAUAGUGAUAGAGGUGAAAGCCAUCUUCAUCUAGUACCAAACAACAACAAAGUAUGCGGAUACAGUAACGAGUUCCACAACAGGCAAGAGACAAGUCCGGAGAAUACUCUUCCUGAUAGCUUGUUUGGUUUCCCUAUUAAGUCUGAAGAAACACUCCAAACUGAGUCUGAUACCAAAGCAGAGGAAUGGGCUCACUCACUAUAGGUAGAAAGAAACAAGUGUACUGAUUGAAAGAGAGGUAAAGACUGAUAAAAGAUGGAAGUAGAAAAGAAAUUGUGUAUAUAUACCAAAGCUUAAGAGGGGUUUUUAACAUGGAAACACAAGAGAAAAGGUUAAAGAGAUCAGUCAAGCUUUAGGAUAUUAUGUAAUCAACAAAAAGCUAUUAUGACUAACCUCAGACAACAUAUGGAGGAUGAUCGGAUCAACACAGUAACUGGAACUCUAAUUAGAUUUUCUUUUAGUUUUUUUGGGUCCUAGUUCUAGUGAUGGGCAAAAGCUGCAUCUGUUAGUUUUUACCAUGAUUGUAUAAGAUACGUGUGCUUUCUUGGAACUCACUUUCAAAAAAGGGUCAGUGGCACAAUUCACAAAGCCUUGAGGA
This is a messenger RNA of Brassica napus (rape), 2054 nucleotides long. RefSeq names its product zinc finger CCCH domain-containing protein 55. Gene Ontology annotation, molecular function: RNA binding. The coding region runs from base 209 to 1660 and encodes 483 amino acids. The transcript has 9 exons. The record is from RefSeq and is a predicted model, not a curated record. Lineage: Eukaryota; Viridiplantae; Streptophyta; Magnoliopsida; Brassicales; Brassicaceae.